GUCCCGAGCACGGAUGGAAAGGAUCCGCUUGACACAAUCUGUUUUGGGGGGAGAGAAUGUUUCCGGCGUGGGAUAGCUUCGUGGGAUGCCUCUCUUGUGUGGCAACUCCAUCUCCACCCAAACAAAUCAUACCAACUAUAUCUCUCUUUGUCGCCAAAGCAAGCAUUGGAAAGAGUCCUUGUUGUUGCUGUUGUUGCUGUUGCUGUAGCUGAUUGUCCCACACAAUUGAGAUGAGCCGUAGUCCGAAAAAGUCGUUUAGCGACUUGGAUGCCGUGUUUGGACGGCGAGGCGGGUUGAGUAUUAAAAACACUCUGUUUCGGACGUUGAUCCGGAGUCAAUCGGGUGACUACUGUGCCAUUGAUCAGCAUUUGGCCAGUGACAAGCGGCGCUAUGUCGUUCAACAUGUCAUGGAACCAUUGAUUGCUGCGGGUGGCAAACUCUACUUGUCCGAUGACACGGGCGUCCGCGAGCUUUCUCCCAAACGACCCAAAGAUCUCUUGCUGAUUAUCACCAAAAUCCAACAGGCACUCCGAGACGAAAAGAAAAAGAUUCUCAAAAACAGUCAGAAAGCCAAAAAGACCAAGAAGAAGAAGAAGACCAAGAAGGAACCGUCAUUGCCAGCGGUCACUCCACCAGUGUCCUCAUCAUCCGCCAGUCGUCACGUUUGGUCUCCCACGCAACUUCAACCACAAGAAGAAGAAGAGGAUUCCAUUCUCGACGAGACGCCCGUCAACAACACGCGGGGGCGGACACGACGACAGCGGCAACAGGAAAAGAACACUAAGAAGACAUCACCAUCACCACCGCCGCCGCCAAGUAGUAGUCACUACUACUCCUUGCCAUCCGUUCCAUCCGUCUCACCCACUCUGGAGCUCGCGGCAUCGCCCGCGCCGCAAGAUGACGAUGACACUACUUCGUCGUUCUCUUCCACGCAAGAGGAAGAGCUGGACGAUGAUGAUGAUACCACGGUGGACCAGUUUGCGGAUGCGUCGGAGGAAGACAGCAGCAGCAGCAACCGCAAUGCCAACCAUUCUGCCGAUGAGGUUGAUCAUGACAUGGUCAAGGAGUUGUUUGGGGCAUUGCGAAGUGGCAAUUGGGCUUCUUCUUCUUCCUCCUCCUCCUUAUGAAUUGGCACCAACCAAAACAAAACAAACACAAACACUACCAAGAGCAAGCUAGCUAGCUACCUGGCUGGCUAACUAUCCAAACAAACGCACAAGCAACAUGGGCCCAGAGGGGAUUCGAUUAAAUCCCUUCUUAUACUAUUUUACAUGACUACACUACACCAACCAACCAACCAACCAAACCAAACAGCGCACUAGAGAUGAGCUGAUUUCGACAGAUUUUUCAUUUGGAAUACAAACAAAAACAGGAACAAGAACGAAAGCAAUGAUAUAUGGGAACAGUUAUAGACAGACACAACUUAUUAGGAACAAGAAAGCAAACUGGAUUACAGUAUAAAACAUUAUAUAUUUAGAGAAACCAAGACAACACAUUCCUUUUCCUCCAACAUACAUGUAGUGGUAGUCAUCCCAAAUAAAUGCACUCAAACAUA
Messenger RNA from Seminavis robusta, 1555 nucleotides. Lineage: Eukaryota; Bacillariophyta; Bacillariophyceae; Naviculales; Naviculaceae. The record is from the annotation of a GenBank genome assembly.